Messenger RNA from Vicia villosa (hairy vetch), 519 nucleotides. RefSeq names its product E3 ubiquitin-protein ligase ATL6-like. Lineage: Eukaryota; Viridiplantae; Streptophyta; Magnoliopsida; Fabales; Fabaceae. The record is from RefSeq and is a predicted model, not a curated record. The coding region runs from base 1 to 519 and encodes 172 amino acids. The transcript has a single exon.
AUGACACACUCAGAAUUCAGUCCCAUUUUCAUCUUCCUCCUUCUCUUUGUUUCUUAUCAUCGUCACUACGGUACUGCAGAAGCUCAACCAGUAAAGCAUCCAUCGUGUCUUUACGGAUCUCCAACAACAAUAUGGGAUGUUCCGCCGCUUGGUGUAAUUGUUGGAGCCGCCAUUGCAACAGUUCUCUUAAUUUUCAUCUUCUUGUUGUUCCUGCGCCACUACUUAUAUUCGGAUUCAUCAAAAUGCGAAGCUGCCAUUGGUAUUAAGCCUCAACUUCUCAAAACUUUUCCAAUCUUAUUGUACUCUUCAGUCAUCAAACAUGUUAAGGAAGGUGAUGAAGGUACUCUACCAUGUGCUGUGUGUCUCUCUGACUUCAAUGACAAUGAUAGCGUUCGUGUGUUACCUCGAUGUGAUCAUUUCUUUCAUCCUCCAUGUAUUGAUGCUUGGCUUUCUACUCAUGCCACUUGUCCUGUUUGUCGUAACAACCUCAACGGUGGCCGUGGAAUUGAAUCGGUGUAA